Messenger RNA from Tricharina praecox, 531 nucleotides. RefSeq names its product 50S ribosomal protein L17. The coding region runs from base 1 to 531 and encodes 176 amino acids. The transcript has 2 exons. Gene Ontology annotation, molecular function: structural constituent of ribosome. The record is from RefSeq and is a predicted model, not a curated record. NCBI's taxonomy places the organism in Eukaryota, Fungi, Ascomycota, Pezizomycetes, Pezizales, Pyronemataceae. Gene Ontology annotation, cellular component: mitochondrial large ribosomal subunit; ribosome. Gene Ontology annotation, biological process: translation.
AUGGGCUACACAAAGCACCGCAUGCUCGGCCGCAACAGCGCGCACCGACAAGCCCUCCUCCGCAACCUCGUUACCUCGCUGUUCGAACACGAAUCGAUCUCGACCACGUACCCGAAAGCGAAGGAAGCGCAGCGUCUCGCCGAAAAAUGUAUCACUCUCGCAAAGAAGGGAACCAAUGCCUCGCGGCUACGCGCUGAGCAGAUUCUCUACACACCGUUAGAUAUGGUCCCGAGAUUGUUUGGCGAUAUCGCGGAGCGUUAUAAGGAGCGGCCUGGAGGGUACACGCGGGUACUGAGGAUCGAACCUCUGAAGACGGAUCAGGCGCCGAGUGCUAUCCUAGAGCUUGUGGACGGCCCGAAGGAUAUGCGAUUCGCGUUGACGGCGAAGACGGUGGCAAGGUGUGCGACUGAGGGGAAGGACCUGUCCGACCUCACGCUCAAGAACAUCAAGAAGGUGACACAGUUCCGGAAGGAUGGAGAGUCCGAGUUGCAGAAAAUGGUGGAUCAUCUCAAAGACAACAAAUCCGAUUAA